Messenger RNA from Tachysurus vachellii, 2028 nucleotides. Its product is annotated as neoverrucotoxin subunit beta-like. Lineage: Eukaryota; Metazoa; Chordata; Actinopteri; Siluriformes; Bagridae. The transcript has 4 exons. The record is from RefSeq and is a predicted model, not a curated record. Gene Ontology annotation, molecular function: protein binding.
AUGGAUUCCAGAUGCAUGGAAAUAGCUGCCCUGGGAAGACCUCUGUAUCCUGGCAUGUUGUAUGAUUGCCGGAGCGACUUCUUUAUUCCAGGUGUUACUUUAUGGGAUAAAAAUGUGUUGUGUGAUGACCUUGAUGUGCAUCAGAAGCCUAAAACACAUCUGGAAAUUUCAGCCUCUGAUAGUCUCAGUGAUAAGGCAAAACUCCUAGACAUAAGCGCGUCCCUUAAAGCCAGUUUCCUAAGUGGAUUGGUGGAGGUUGAAGGAUCAGCCAAGUACCUGCAAGAUACCAGAUCUUCAUCACGUCAGUGCAGAGUUACUAUGCAGUACAGCCAGACAACAACAUUUGAACAGCUCACUAUGAAGGAGCUCGGUAAUAUCACCUACCCACAAGUAUUUGACCACAAAACAGCCACUCAUGUAGUUACAGCUGUACUGUAUGGAGCUCAGGUUUUCAUGGUGUUUGAUUAUAAGAGAACAGAAAAUGAGAACAAACAGAAAAUUGAAGGAAACCUUCAUGCAGUGGUCAAGAAGAUCCCUAUAAUUUCCAUUGAGGGGCAAGCAUCCCUUAACAUGAUUGAAGAUGAAAAAAAAAAUGGCUGAGAAUAUUAGUCACAUUAUAUGGUGACAUUAAACCCCACCACAUACAAUGAUGCCCUGGAAGUGUACAAGAAGGUGCCUGAUCUGAUGGAGCAACAAGGUAAAGGUGUGCCUCUGACAGUGUGGCUGUAUCCUCUCUAUCUUUUGGAUGAUAAGGCUGCAAAGUUGGUGAGAGAAAUCAAUUUGAGCCUGUUGUGUGAAACAGAAAGUUUGUUGGAGGAAUUUGGUGAAAUGGAGAGAAUAUGCAAUGAUUUGAUCAAAAGACAAAUAACAGAUGAUUUCCCUGAUCUAAAAGACAGGUUGCUAAAGUUUCAGGCAUUACACAGAAAUUAUACAAGUUUGUUAAAGAAUGCACUAUGCAGAGUGCUGCCAGCUAUUCGUGGUGGGACACAAGAGGACAAGACACUGGGGGACAUCCUGAGCAUCCAUUACACAUCACCCUUCAAUGUAAGCAACAUGAAUAAAUGGUUAGAUAACAUUACAACUGAAUUAAAUAUUCUGAGCUCCUAUACAGUUGGGUUGAAGGACAUCACGACAAUAAAGGCUACUACUACUACUACUACUACUACUACUACUAUCACAGUUGUGAAAUCAUCAGGGUCACUCAAAUCUAUCUGCCUUCAUCCUGAUGUUGAUGUGGCGGUAUGUUUGUCAUUUACAUCUCUAAAGCAUGAUGACUCCUACCUAGCAGCUCUACAGGACUUUGUCAAAUCUGAAGGAUUUACAAUGUUGGGGCAAACAAGUGAGAGAGAUUCCAUUCUCCAAGCAGCACAGCCUUGGUUCAUUUCUCCUCACAUUCCUGCAAUCAUGAAGCAGAAUCUUUCUCUCUUUAUCUCUUUUUUAAAUGCCAAUAAAAAUGAGAAGAGAAUCAAAUUCAUCAUUGCCUCCAUAUCAGAUCCCAGCAAUCCAGGAACCUCCAUCCAACUUUAUCAGAAUGGCUCUCUGACAGAUCCUAAGUUCCAGCCUGUAUCCAAACCUCCCAAACCUGAAGUGGAGAUCAGUGAUGGGAAAGUCACCCUGAAGCUUUCAAAAUCCCCAACUGGAGAGACUGUACACUUCAGAGUUGAGUACAGGAUGACACCUUCAAAUGAUUCAGCAGCUGAUGUUGAGGAAUGGACAGUCAUAGACACAUCAAAUGCACAGAACACCUUCACAUUGACUGGACUAAAGCCAACAGAACAAUACUGGGUCCGAUACAGAGCUGUUAGUGAUGUGGGAGUGAGUGAAGCCAGCGACUCUGUCCCCUUCACCUUUCAAGGGAAGCUCACUGUCACAGUAGACCAAUGGAACUUCUCUAUACCCAAACUCACUAAUGAACUCAGGACUGAAAUAAUGACCACUAUCGGCAUGUCACGAUGGUCUCCAUCUACUAUCAAGUCAGAAGUUACAAAUAUUGUCAACAAACCUGUGAGUAACAACAUGUCAAUAUGA